UACAUUUUGGCGCCCAACGUGGGGCUCUGAAGGGGUUAACUGUAAUUCCGCACCGCAGCCUAGUGUGACAGGCGCUGCGAGUGCGGACCCAAGAGGCAAAAGGAGGAUUUUGUGGUUUUUACCUUCGCUGAUAAGUUGUUGGAACUGGGCCUACUCUUCCAAGAGGGAACAUUGUAGGUCAUCAUGCCGCUACUUCGUCCCCAAGAGGUGUACGCGUGGGCGGAAGCAGAGCAAGUUAACCCCCGCUGUGCCUUUGCAGUGGAUCGAGUUCCCACCGGCUGCAGCGUAAAGCUCAUGCAUCCUACCCUCAUUUACCAUGUGAGGUUAAAGGGCAUCCGACUCGUGAUGGAAAUGGAGUCGAGAGUCCUGGGGUACCGGGCGAGACUGUACUGUGGCCCCCGGGAGCUAGGGGACGAUGAAGGACCGUAUACUGUUUACCCGGUGGGAACUUAUCCCCUUGGCUGCCCUGUUGUAUAUGCUGGGUCUGCAACCUCCCUGCCACUUGCGCUGGAGGUAAAGACGGAACCUCUCGAUUCCGCCACAGUGGUUAGUGGACUGGAUUCCCCGGGAAAAGUAGAGGCCCUUAGCUCAAGUGCAGGGACGAUGCUGCCUACUCUUGUCAUUGCUGGGACAAAAUACCCGAAGCUGAAGGUUUUUUCGGGAACUCUCCCUGUCCCUGAAGGAGAGCAGGGUUUUGAAGAGUGGCAGGAGGCUGCAGUGCAGAUGAUAGAAGAAUGUCCAUGCCCUGAGGGGGAUAAACGGAUCCGGUUAACCGAAAAUCUGCGCCCUCCUGCCAGUCAGGUGGUUAAGUUAUUUUGCAAGGCUCACUUAAAAGCUUCUGUUAGAGAUUGUCUGAAAGCACUCGAGGAAGUAUAUGGGGCUUGUGACAAUCCGCAUAAUUUGCUCCAUAUGUUCAGAAGCUUGUAUCAAGAGGAGGGAGAGCUUGUGUCCACCUUUGUGCGUAGGUUACAAAGCAAGCUAUGGACAUUAGUUCACAAGGAAGUUAUCCCUGUUGCUGAGGUUGAUGAGAUGCGACGCACCCAACUUCUACAGGGACUGCAGGCAAGCCAUCCCAUAGCCAUGGAGCUGCGUAUUAUGUAUCGGCAGGGUACCCCGCCCGAAAUGGGUGCCAUCAUGGGUGUAGUAAAAGAAAGGGAAGCUGAACUUGAGAGAGUGUCCGCUCACAGUAAGAAGGUGACAACUGGGAGUCUUCCCUCUGCUCAGAAGGAUCUAAAGGGAGCCCUUAGGAAGACCCCAGAUUCGUCCCUCCGGCCUAGGAUGGCUUCACUAGCCAAGACUUUUAGUGCUACUGCCCAGCUAGACUGCUUUCGAUGUGGACAUCAGGGCCAUAGAGUGUACCAGUGUUACCCGUCAGUUGGCUCGGGUGAAUUCCACAGUAAAGGGGGUCAGUUACCUUCGAAGCGAAAGGGCACGCAGAAGGGUUGGAAACCUCUGAACCUCCCUGGGGUGGGACGACGGUGUACUUUCAGCCUGCUUGUGAAUGGUGUCCCGACCACCGCACUAUUUGAUACGGGUUCCCAAUUGACCAUUAUACAUCGUCCGUUUUACCUUCAACACCUCAGUCACCUUCCCUUGCAAACAGUGGGUCCUGUACCGGUGUUUGGUGUGGGGACGGGCCCUACAUACAUGGAUGGCUGUGUGGAAGUACAACUGCACAUCCCCGGACUUGUAGGAGACAACGAUCCCCCCAUCACUGUGGUUGCUUAUGUGAGUCCCCCACCAGGAGGUAAGGAAGCGGCUCCAGUCAUUGUUGGCUCCAAUGUGAAAGCUGUUGAGGAGGCGUUUCUACGAUUCCUUCAACCCCGGGAGGGAACCCCAUUAACCGUGUUGCCCGUAUCUCCAGAGUUGCAAGCAAUUUGCCAAACUUUCGCUCCCGAGUCACCUGGGGGUUGUAUAGGAAACCCUUGGUAUCCGGUGGAAAUUCCACCAGGGGGAGUACGGAACCUACGAGUGUAUGUGGAAAUUGUGUCUACUACCCCUGGCAGUUACUUUUUGUUGGAGACUGACCCGCACGAAGCUGUCCGAAAUGGUUGGGAGAUAGUUCCUGAGAGGAAAGAUUACCGGCGUAAAUGUCCUCGUACCGAUGUGGUCACAGUUAAAAACAUUACCUCUUAUACUGUUACCAUCCCUGCCUGGUAUACGGUUGGACAUUGCUACCCGGUGGAGAGUGUUAAUCCCUGCUCAGUUCCUGAGGGGAAAGAGGACAUUAAACUUAAUUUCAAGUUGGAGGAGGCUGAUGAUCCGAUGGAACACCGUCAUAUGCUUGAGCAGAAGUUAUUGCUGUACCGGGAUGUUUUCUCCGUAGAUGAGAUGGAUGUGGGUUGCGCUAAACGUGCUGAACAUAGUAUCAGAUUGAGUGAUGAUACCCCUUUCCGAGAGAGGUCCAGGCGCAUACCUCCUCGUGAUCUGGAAGAUGUUCGGAAGUAUUUGGACAAGAUGAAGGAUCAACGAAUAAUCGUUGAAUCACGCAGUCCAUAUGCCUCACCAAUUGUGAUCGUACGAAAGAAAAAUGGUAGUGUUCGCCUAUGUGUGGAUUACCGAACAUUAAAUAGACGCACUGUCCCAGAUCAGUAUACGCUACCCCGUAUUGAUGAAGCACUGGAUGCAUUACAUGGUAGUGCAUGGUUCUCUGUGAUGGACUUACGCUCGGGGUAUUAUCAAAUUCCCAUGAGUAGGGAUGACCAAGAGAAGACUGCUUUUAUCUGUCCUUUGGGGUUCUAUGAGUUCACCCGCAUGCCUCAAGGUAUAAGUGGGGCCCCUGCCACCUUUCAGCGUCUCAUGGAGAAGGUGUUGGGUGAUCUGACUCCCAGGCAUUGCAUAGUCUACUUGGAUGAUAUAAUUGUGUUUGGCUCUACUUUGGAAGAACACGAUACCAGGUUGUUUAAUGUUUUGGAUCGCUUGCGGCAGGAGGGUUUGAAGCUUUCUGUUGAUAAAUGCAAGUUCGCUCGUAAGGCGGUGAAGUUUGUGGGACAUAUUGUGUCUGCAGAAGGCAUUGCUACUGACCCCGAGAAAGUGGCAGCUGUCCGAGAUUGGCCGAGGCCAACCAAUUUGACUGAACUUAGAUCCUUCUUGGGAUUCUGUGGAUAUUAUCGGAGAUUUGUAGAGGGAUAUUCCAGACUUGCUCAUCCCUUGAAUGGCUUGCUGGCAGGGAGUGCUUCCAAGCAGACCCAUUCUGUCCAGCCCCCCCUUAAAGAUCGGUGGUCCACCGAUUGUGAGGAAGCUUUCUUAACUCUAAAGAAAAGACUCACGGAGGCUCCUGUCCUAGCUUAUGCUGAUCCUCAGAAACCGUAUGUUUUGCAUGUUGAUGCCAGUUAUGAAGGACUGGGCGGCAUUCUUCAUCAAGAAUACCCGGAGGGUCUGAAGCCUGUUGCCUAUGUUAGCCGAAGUCUUAAUCCAGCCGAAAAGAAUUACCCAGUGCACAAAUUGGAGUUUUUGGCGUUGAAAUGGGUAAUUACCGACAAACUGCAUGAUUAUCUCUAUGGGGUUAAGUUUGAGGUAAGGACAGACAAUAACCCAUUGACUUAUAUCUUAACCACUGCUAAGUUGGAUGCUGCUGGGCAUCGGUGGUUGGCCGCUUUAUCCAAUUAUCAGUUCUCUCUGAAGUACAAGCCUGGUCCUAAAAAUGUAGGUGCUGAUGCCUUAUCCAGACGUCCUGGUCUACCUCCUUGUCUGGAAGAGGAUGAAUGGGAGGAAUUACCUAGUUUGUCAGUAGCUGCUCACUGUGCUACUGCAGCUAUGAAGAAUGGUCAAGUGGCUUUUUCUGAAUUGCGGUUGGUGGAUUCCUUGGGAGGAAAAGAAGAUUGCAUUCCUUCUAUGUACGCAUAUCCUACGACGUUAGGAGUAUCCCAGAGUCUUCAACUAAGUAAUGGUGAUAUGAUUCGGGGACAAAAGAGAGACCCAGUGGUUCGGUAUGUCCGAGAGGCUGUCGCCAGAAAGGAUCCCGAGCUUAUGAGAAAGACUAUACCUAAAGAUAGUCGGAUAUUCUUGAAAGAAUGGGACAAGCUGAAGUUUAUUGAUGGGAGUCUCUAUCGGAUUCAGUUGUUUCAUGAUCACCCGGAGAGGAGGCAGUUGGUGUUACCUCAAGUUUAUCGG
Molecule: messenger RNA, 4113 nt
Organism: Xenopus laevis (African clawed frog)
Lineage: Eukaryota; Metazoa; Chordata; Amphibia; Anura; Pipidae
Source: RefSeq, a predicted model, not a curated record